This is a messenger RNA of Archocentrus centrarchus (flier cichlid), 2022 nucleotides long. RefSeq names its product stereocilin-like. Bases 81 to 1847 code for a protein of 588 amino acids. The record is from RefSeq and is a predicted model, not a curated record. Gene Ontology annotation, biological process: cell-matrix adhesion. The transcript has 15 exons. Gene Ontology annotation, cellular component: cell surface. NCBI's taxonomy places the organism in Eukaryota, Metazoa, Chordata, Actinopteri, Cichliformes, Cichlidae.
CCAAUGCAAACAUCAUCUCUUUGGACCAAGUGACAAACAAAACUUGGACUCGGUCACAGGCAGCAUAUCUGGCAAAGAAGAUGGCUGACCUAAAACAGCUUCAAUUUAGGAAGAUGCGUUCAGCCCUUCAGGGAGUAACCUGUAAGAUGAUUAACGAAGUUCCUGACAGCGGGACCAUGGAAAUGGCUCAGGCCAUGACAGAGUAUCCAGAGUGGCUCUCUAGAUUUCAGUCAGGAUGUGCUGCCCGAAAGCUUUUUGCAACUUUGGUGAAAAAGAGAGCAGACUUUUUCAAAACCAUCACUGAACAGGAGCUGGAUAUGAUUCCUUCAUCUUUGCUUCUUCACCUGCUCCCUUCAUAUGUGGAGGAUUUGCCUAGUUCUGUGUGUCCCAUUUUCCUUGACAAGAUGGAAGAAGCCAACAUGAGCUCUUUGCCUCUUCGUGCCCCAUCUCGUCCUGCACUCACCAAGAAAGCUCUGCUCUGUCUGGCCAAUGGCACAGAUUUAUCCAAACUCACCAUUAAGGAUGUGUCCAUGCUUGGACCCCUUGUGUGUGAGCUGCAGUCUUCCCAACUGGGUCUCAUGAACCCUGAUGUACUCAACUCCACUUUCCAGAAGAUGGCUUUCUGCCAACACAUUCCUCAGCAUCACAGAGCAGAUAUAAUUAAUCUGGUCUAUCAGACGUUUGGGAAUUCUUCUCAGUGGACUGAGAACAUUAUGGAAUCAGUUGGUCCCCUUCUUCUUUGUGAUAAGAAUGCCACAUCUGCUCUACCCAACAAACCUUGGAUGAAGGAUGUUCUUUAUUUCCUGAAGUCACACCUCUCAGAUCCUUCAGAUGCCCUGAGAAAGAAAAUCUUUGAUCUUACCACCGCCGCCACAUCAAAUACAAUGCGUAAAAAGAGAGAGACCCUGAGAGAACCCACUAAGGAGUUGGUUGAAGAACUGGGAAUGGAUAAUGUGUACUGGUCAGCAGCAGCGCUGAAUAUGAUGUCAAACAGCACUUUCCUGGCUACUGUAGAAAUACUUGGAGAAAUCCCUGACUACAGUGCAGACCAACUGGCUGUGCUCGGUAGAAAAGCAGCUGAGGCCUUUGGUCCAGUGUCACAGAUGAGUGAGAGUGUGGUCUCCCAGCUGCAAUGUAUAAAUCAGGGCUUUUCCAACUCCGAUCUGGAGAAUCUCCACUUGCCUUUGGACAAUGUGGAGGGAAUUUCCCGCUGUGGCUGGACUCAAUCACAGAUGGAGUCAUUGUGGAGGGGAGUUGCCAGAUACAACAACCUGACAGCGCAGCAGCUGGGAGCUGCAGAGAUGGUAUCGCUGAACCGGCUGAUCUGUGGCCUGAGCUCCAACGAGAUCGGACAGCUCAGCCUGGACGCCUUCAAGAGCGCUGUGGCUUCGAUGGAUGGUAUCGAGUGCUCCUUCAAGGUUUUACAGCAGUUAAAAACUCUAGCUGUGACUGCGUUUGGGAAACCCAGAAACUGGACAGAAGCACUGGUAUUAGAUUUAGGCAACAUCGUAGCUGGGUUGGAUGCAUCUGAGUUGGCUUCUUUGGACCCAUCUGUCUUUGCAUUUGUCAGCAAGACCUGUAUCCCACUCAUCCCUCCAAAUAAUUUUGCUGCACUCUCUGUUGCUCAGCUGGAGGCUCUUGGGCCUGACAACGCAGCCAUGGUUACCAGCAAACAGCGAAAUCUGCUGAAUGACGAUCAACUUGCAGCACUUGAAACGGCUCUGACUGGUUUCCUUGACAAGCUACAAAGAGCUGUCCAGUCGGGAGCUCCAUCGCUGAGUGUGGAGGGGAUCUCCGCCUUCAUGAAACCCCUUCUCUUUCUUCUCAUGGGGUUCCUCCUGCUGUGAUAAGAGUCAUCACAUCUAACUGCAGAGCCUACAACAGCUUAAGCUAAUUAAAGACAUAGAAUAAUAAUAAACAGCAGUUCAGCAAUUUUUCAUAUUUAUUUAAUGCUGAAGACGUUUGCACAGAGUGAUGUUCUACGACAGUCUAUAUACAUUUGUACUGAGGCUUAGAUGAUCU